GUUUGACAGUCCUUGAACGCACCAUUGUACGUGCGCUAGCCUUCUCCCACUCUGCACAGAUUGUCAACUAUACUGUAUUUUUAUCGGGGUUUUUUUCACUUCAUAUUUGCUCCCAAAUGCUGAUACUCAGUGGGAAUGCAUCAAGGUCAGGCUGCAGCUGGAUCGUGGUGGCGGUCCAGUUUCCUGGCGGCGUCAGAGCAGUAAAGUUGUGCAAGUCCUCCGAAAUUGGCUCUGAGCCUCGGGUCGGAACCAGCGUGCACAGUAGCAGCACCCAGAGGUGGAUGCUUUGAGAAGGGAGUCCCACUUUUGGAAACAUGGGCUUGAGUGACGUUAAAGAUGUCUCUUUGGAGAAUGAAAGUUCACAGCAUCAGGGUCACAUGUUCUGACCUCCUUCCUGCACGGGCAAGAGAACAAUCCGUGAUGCUGGCAUCCUGCAAGAGGCUAAGCGGAGAAAGAGACUGGGCCGGACGACUAAGCUCUUGCAUAACAGCGACUGACUUGCUGAGCUGUGCUGAGCUCUCCCUCAUGCAGUUGCAGCGUGCCCCCACCCCACUGUGUGUGACCCUCUCACGUGCACCCCUCUUGUUGUUUUCAGUGUACCGUGAAGUGACAGAUGUGUCACUCUGAGGUGGAACUGGAGCACCAACACGAUAAGUGAAGAUGGGUAUAGUUGUAUUUCUACAAUGUGCCACGGGCCGCAAAUGGCCCCGGGGCCACACUUUGGACACACCUGGCUUAAGCGCCACCCAGAGGGUCCUCGUGUCAUCCAUGAGGCUGGAGGCCGCAGCCAGGAUGGAUCUGUUCAGGAAGCUGUGGAGGGCGAGGAAUCUGAUUGUUGUGGUUUUCAUCCCACUGUCCUUGCUGCCGCUUCCGCUCAUACACCCCACCAGUGAAGCAUGUUGUGCAUACGUGCUGAUCGUGACAGCAGUCUAUUGGGUGUCCGAGGCUGUUCCCUUGGGUGCUGCCGCCCUGGUCCCCGCCUUCCUCUACCCGCUCUUUGGCGUGCUCAAGUCAAGUGAGGUGGCAGCAGAGUACUGUAAAGACACCACCUUGCUGCUGAUGGGAGUCAUCUGUCUGGCUGCAUCCAUCGAGAAGUGGAACCUGCACAAACGCAUCGCCCUGCGCAUGGUGAUGAUCGCAGGAGCCAAGCCUGGCAUGUUGGUGCUGGGCUUCAUGUGUUGCACAGUGUUUCUGUCCAUGUGGCUCAGCAACACAUCCACCACAGCUAUGGUGAUGCCUAUAGCGGAGGCUGUACUGCAGCAACUCAUAUGCACCGGCAUGGCAGACAACCUAGAGACUGCAGAGGUCACCGAGGACGACAGCGCUGUUUCAGACAAAGAAGAAAACUUGGAGAAGAACCAACUGGAGCUGCUGUACCGUAAUGACAACAAUGAUUGCAGUAAACAUGAACUGUCUACACUUAGUGAGGUUGGGAGUGGGGAGGCCAAUGGAGUGGCUCUGAAUCCAAAUGCCAACAAGGAGUGCAUCAGACACACAAACGGACACUUGCCGCAGGUUGCCAUUGAAAUCCCAAAUGUGAAGCGUGUAAAGGCCAGGCGAGAUUCCCAGUACCCCACCAAGAGAGAUCACAUGAUCUGUAAAUGUCUGACACUCAGCAUCACCUACGCUGCGACCAUCGGCGGCCUCAUCACCAUCACGGGCACCUCCACCAACCUUAUCUUUGCUGAACAGUUUAACACACGUUACCCAGAUGCCAAGGUGAUCAACUUUGGCACAUGGUUCAUCUUCAGUUUCCCCAUCGCCAUCAUCAUGCUGGUCCUAACUUGGCUGUGGCUUCACUUCCUCUUCCUUGGCUGCAACUUCCGGGAAACAUGCUCACUGAGUAAGAAACGCAAGACUAAGAGAGAGAUGAUGUCCGAGAAGAGAAUCCAUGAAGAGUAUGAAAAGCUGGGACCCAUCAGUUACCCAGAGGUGGUCACCGGUGUUUUUUUCAUCCUGAUGACUCUGCUGUGGUUCACAAGAGAGCCUGGUUUUGUUCCCGGCUGGACGUCUCUCUUUGAGAAAAAAGGUUAUCGGACUGAUGCAACAGUGUCUGUCCUGCUGGGCUUCCUGCUCUUCCUCAUUCCUGCAAGGCGACCCUUCUCCUCAUCCUCAUCAAGCUACAGAGACCCAGUUACAGUGUCGGAUCCACUCGCUCCCAUGAUCACCUGGAAGGACUUCCAGAGACUGAUGCCGUGGGAGAUUGUCAUCCUGGUGGGUGGAGGGUAUGCACUGGCUGCUGGCUGCAAGGUGUCAGGCUUGUCAGUGUGGAUUGGCAGACAGCUGGAGCCCAUGAGCGGACUCCCACCCUGGGCUGUCACCCUGCUGGCUUGCCUGCUGGUGUCAGCGGUCACGGAGUUUGCCUCCAACCCGGCUACCCUCACCGUCUUCCUGCCCAUCCUCUCUGCACUGUCAGAGACCUUGCACAUCAACCCCCUCCAUACUUUAAUCCCCUCCACUAUGUGCGUGUCAUUCGGGGUCAUGCUUCCAGUCGGGAACCCCCCCAACGCCAUCGUCUUCAGCUACGGACACCUGCAGAUCAGCGACAUGGUGAAAGCAGGUUUCGGGGUGAACCUGAUUGGCGUGGCGGUAGUGAUGUUAGCCAUCACCACAUGGGGGGUCCCGCUCUUUAAUUUGACUGAGUUCCCAGCCUGGGCAGUGGCCAGCAACGUUACCAGCAGCUUAUAGCCCCCCUUUGGAGCGGUUCUGUGGAGGGAAUGAAAAGAAAUAUGUGAACUGUACUGAAGAAGAUGAAAGGAGGGAAGGAAGAACCGUUUAGAAUGAUACUUUUGUUGGGCCAAUUCAGUAUUGACAAUCAAAGCUGAUUGUCACACUGUAUUUUAUUUUAUGAUCUGUCAUAAUUGGACGGAUAUCCUUACUUGCCGUGUGAUGUAUCACGUUGAAAAUCAUUACCACAUAGUGCCUUUUUCAGUAAAUGUUGCAAAAGGUGUAGACUGUUGCUACACUUUAAAUGAAUGUGUCCUUGCUGUUUGAACAGCAAGUGUGGAGAAUUGAUUGGAUGGACUGUUUAAAAGAGGCGGAUGCUUUAUUUACAGGCAAUAAAUGCACAGCGAGAGGCUUCUAUAACAGUAUUUCUGAUGUGUAGUAUAAUGUAAUGAUAUAACAUAUGUAGUGUACACUGCAAGCUGCGACAAUUCAAGAUGCCAGCUGUCUUUACCAAAGUUAUCACACUGUAAACAUAUUAGCCAUGAUUGGCCACAGUGCCUUUUUAUUAAUAUGACAGCUCCAGAAAACACUUUCAAAGGCACUGGGAGAGUGCAAACUGUAAAACAAUAUGUAUCUGCUUUACAUGCAGCACGUGGAAUAGCACAUAAUUAUAUUAUCUCCUAUACUGCUUUGAAACAUGCUUUCAUGAAGACAUCGAAGGACUUUUGAUGUAACCAUGGUGACCGAUGCAAUGAAGCACAUCAAUUUUGACAAAAAAAACAAGUUUAUGAAAUGGGUUACAGUUGAAUAAGCUGACUUGUUGCCUUGGUGAUGUGAACGGGGAGCUAUAUUGGAAAGGCACAAAGGGUGAGCACACAUAUUUGUAUGAUAUGAUAAUCAAUGUUCAAAUCUGCUGGUAAAAGAACACAUUCAAUGUGUUAUGCAUAAAUGUACAAGGUGUUUUGUAUUUUUACACAAUUUGACAAUGAAACAUGUAGCUUUUAUCACUUUUACCAUAGUAUAGGUACAAUCAAAAUACUAUGCAUUUAUGUUUUUUUGUAAUUUAUUCAUGCCUACCUUUUGUAAGUACAUACAGGCUUGUAACUUAAAAAGCUGAAGUGUUUACUUGGUGUCAUUCAUGCAGACAUGACCGUUAGGAAGACCAAAUAAUGUGUACAAGAAUAAAAUCCCUGAAGCCAAUGUCUGUUAUUUAUAUUUAUUUCAAAAAGAUUGCAUGAUCACGUGUAGCCACAACGGAUUUUCCUUUACAUAAAUCCACAGUGAUAGUACACAUUUUUCCAAUGAAAUAUAAAUGUGGAUCUCUUCCAUUAUUGUUGUAUUUGUUACUUCACACCAGCUGGACAACAUGAGCAGAUGAAGAUGUUGAAACACCCCAUUUCCAUUCCAAAUGUGAUGUUUAGCUCUGUACAUAUAAAUACACCACACCACUCAAAAAAGAGAAAUGUAACCAAGUCCUUAAGGCCCCAAACAUGACAAAAUAAAAGUCUUCUUUGUCUUGUGUUUUAACAGUGGUUGGCGUCCUUUGUGGGGCAUUACAGCCCCCGGCACUGCUUCUAGACUGUCACAUUUUCCCCCAGUCUGUUUUUUUUUUUUUUUUUUAGAUAUUCUUUUCUGUCCAUGUUAUUAUCCAACAUCUUAAUUAUUUUGUUGCUGGUCAAGUCCAACAUUCCCUUUUGGACUUAA
Dunckerocampus dactyliophorus (ringed pipefish) is the source of this 4371-nucleotide messenger RNA. It is a transcript of the gene slc13a4, whose product is annotated as solute carrier family 13 member 4. The record is from RefSeq and is a predicted model, not a curated record. Gene Ontology annotation, molecular function: transmembrane transporter activity. Gene Ontology annotation, biological process: monoatomic anion transmembrane transport. NCBI's taxonomy places the organism in Eukaryota, Metazoa, Chordata, Actinopteri, Syngnathiformes, Syngnathidae. Gene Ontology annotation, cellular component: membrane. The transcript is spliced from 20 exons. Bases 661 to 2688 code for a protein of 675 amino acids.